AUGUUUAUUUUAUCAAGAUUAUCAGACCUUAUACGGAUUCCACCAGAUCAAUUCAAUAAAGAACCUAAAAAGGCAUUAUUAAAUGAAUUACAUAAAAAAUACUCAAAUAAAAUUAUACAAAAUUUAGGUUUUGUUGUAUCUGUAUGGGAUUUAAUUAAAAUUGAUGAUGGUUUAUUAAAACCUGGUGAUGGUGGGAGUUAUAUCAAAUGUAUUGUUAGAGUUAUUGUAUUUAGACCUUUUGUUGGUGAAAUUUUAACAGGUUGGAUUGAUAAAUGUACUCCAGAUGGUCUAAAAAUUAAAAUGGCAUUUUUUGAUGAUAUAUUUAUACCGAAAGCAGCAUUAUUUGAAGGUUGUGAAUUUAGUCUUAAUGAUAAUGCAUGGAUUUGGAAUGCUGAUGGUGCUCAAUUAUAUCUUGAUGUUAAUGAAAAAAUAAGGUUUAGAGUCGAGCAGGAAAUUUUUAGAAAUGUUAAACCGAAGGGUCCAACUUCAAUAGAUGGUACCGUGAUAACUAAUGAUGAUGAUGAAGAUAAUGAUAAUGAAAAUGCUGAGAAACCUUCAAGUUAUGCAAUUUUAGGAAGUUGUCAAGCUGAUGGUAUGGGUCUAGUUAGUUGGUGGGAUUAA
Molecule: messenger RNA, 621 nt
Organism: Hansenula ciferrii
Lineage: Eukaryota; Fungi; Ascomycota; Saccharomycetes; Phaffomycetales; Wickerhamomycetaceae
Gene: RPC25
Product: DNA-directed RNA polymerase III subunit RPC25
Exons: 1
Coding region: 1-621 (206 amino acids)
Biological process (GO): transcription initiation at RNA polymerase III promoter; DNA-templated transcription
Cellular component (GO): RNA polymerase III complex
Molecular function (GO): DNA binding; DNA-directed RNA polymerase activity
Source: RefSeq, a predicted model, not a curated record